AUGCCCCAAUUGGGUGUUCAGCCCGUUCCAGUUGAGUUUGAGGACCCUCUGCCCAAGGGAAGUGUUGGCCUGAUACUUGGACGCUCCUUUCUUACCCUAAAGGGGCUUAUUAUCCAUCCUGGAAUAAUAGAUCAAGAUUAUACUGGAAGGCUUCGAGUUCUUUGUUCUUGUCCGCAAGGAGUAUUUUCCAUUUCCCCUGGAGAUAGGAUUGCCCAGUUAGUUCUCCUUCCAAGCUUGCAGGAUGUUUUCCCAUCCACAGGAAUGACAAGGGGCAACAAAGGGUUUGGUUCUUCAGGAGCUGACUUUGCUCACUUGGUGGUUGUUUUAAAAACUAGGCCCACCUUACAAUUACAGAUAGAAGGGAAACUUUUCACUGGCAUUUUAGAUACUGGGGCUGACCGGAGCAUUAUCUCCUCAAAUUGGUGGCCUAAGGCGUGGCCUGUUACACAAUCAUCUCAUUCCUUACAAGGGUUAGGAUAUGAAGCCAGCCCCGCAGUCAGCUCAUGCCCGUUGACCUGGCAAGUACCAGAGGGUCAGACAGGAAGUUUCAUACCUUAUGUACUCCCUCUCCCCGUUAAUCUCUGGGGAAGAGACAUCUUGCAAGACUUGGGUUUGGCAUUGACCAAUGAGUACUCUCAACAAGCUGUUGAUAUCAUGAAAAGGAUGGGUUAUAAGGAAGGAAAAGGCCUUGGUAAACAGGAACAAGGGAGAUUACACCCGAUUUCACAGGAAAGUAAUACAGGGAAACAAGGCCUG
Meriones unguiculatus (Mongolian gerbil) is the source of this 756-nucleotide messenger RNA. Its product is annotated as endogenous retrovirus group K member 6 Pro protein-like. The annotation marks the transcript as partial. The transcript has a single exon. NCBI's taxonomy places the organism in Eukaryota, Metazoa, Chordata, Mammalia, Rodentia, Muridae. The record is from RefSeq and is a predicted model, not a curated record. Gene Ontology annotation, molecular function: aspartic-type endopeptidase activity; nucleic acid binding. Gene Ontology annotation, biological process: proteolysis.